Molecule: messenger RNA, 2175 nt
Organism: Pyrus x bretschneideri (Chinese white pear)
Lineage: Eukaryota; Viridiplantae; Streptophyta; Magnoliopsida; Rosales; Rosaceae
Exons: 2
Coding region: 785-1747 (320 amino acids)
Molecular function (GO): zinc ion binding
Source: RefSeq, a predicted model, not a curated record
AAAAAAUUCAAAUUCCUAUCCAAAUAAGAAUACAUUAAAGAGAAUUUUAACAAAACAUUCUCAUUAUUGUUCAUUUUUAAUUAAAAAAAAUUCUUUUUCCCAACAUUAAAUUCCCACAACUAGCAAAUUAAAAAAAAAAUCUUUUUGAUUAAUUUUUUGCACAUUCACCUCCAACAAAAAAAGAAAUAAAUCUCUGCACUUUCCAACCAAUCCAAAUUCAAGGGUUAUUAUUUGUUCAUUCCCUCAACCUGUCUAUGUUCUUUUAUCCAUUUUAUAUCUUUUGUUUACAUUCUUCACCAACCUCUUACUCUUUCCUGUGUGCCUACUAUAUAAUUUUAUCGAAACCCAAUUCCUAGAAUUUGAAAUCAAACACUUGGUGGAGUUGAGAUCGUAUAAAAUUAAAAUCUCAGAUCUGAAAGUUCCCAUAUUUUAGUUUCUGAGGAUUAAAGUUCUGUUUUUUGCAGCUACUUUUCUGGGAUUGAGCAGGCGUGUACGGAUAAAGGUUGGAUUUUUCCCCGUUGGGAUUUUCUAGUUGUUUUAGUUUAUUCAUCGAUUAUUUUAUGGUUGGAGAUUAUAUAUACACACGCAUGGAGUGCUUUUUUAUCACAUUGCUUAUGGUUUAGCGAGAUAAGAAUGUUAUGUGAACGUUGGUUGUUCAAUUGGAUUUGUGUGUGAACUCUUGGAGUUAGUGUUUUUUCUGUGAAGUUUUAGGAUUGGGUGUUGUUUUGCUGGGCGUGUGAGAAAGUUGGUGUCUUUGGAGGUUAGAGAGAGCUUUUGUUUAGCAAUGGAUGCCGGGGCAUGUGAUUUGCAGGAUAGGAGUGAGGUGUUGGGUGGAGUUGAUCAAAAGGGGAGCGAAAAGUCGAAAGAUUCUGUUGUUUGGUCGGUUGUUGAGACUGUCAUUGUGAUUGAAUCCGAAGAGGAUGUUCGUGUCAACGGGAAAAAUGAAGGUUUGGACACAUUGGGGAGUGAGCUGGGGUCUGAUAAAGCAGUGGUAGAAGGGCUUGAGAAGCCGAAUGAUAAGGAGGCGUGCGGACAGCGUGGUAGUGAUGAGGUACCUAUACAAGUUGAGCAAGGAGAUGAGGUACCUAGUCCAGUUGAGCAAGGAGCUAAUAAGAAUUCAAACAAUUUGGUUGAUGGGAAUGUGUCCGAGACUGUUGUUGUCAUUAAUUCGGGUGAGUCUGCGAGCGUAGUUGGAGAUAAUAUAAGAUUGGUUGCGAAAGUUGAGGAAUUGGAGUCGAGUAAGGUAUUAGCAGAAGAUUCAAAGAAGAAGGUGCCUCAAGCAGCAAAGGAUUCAUGUGUGAUUGAUAUGAAGUGUGGGAGUGGUAAAGGCUUUAGUGAUAGAUGGGAUGGGGAAAGGGUUUGCAGGAUUUGCCAUUUAGGUUCUGAUAUCUCACCGGAGAGAAAAAUGGAAACUGCUAAUAGUUCUAUCACAGCGGAUUUAAUUAAUCUCGGUUGUGGGUGUAAAGAUGAGCUUGGCGUUGCUCAUGGUCAUUGUGCCGAAGCAUGGUUUAGGCUAAGAGGAAACAGGACAUGUGAAAUAUGUGGUGAGACUGCGCAAAAUAUUACCGGUCAUGGGGAUAACGGAUUUAUGGAGGAGUGGCAUGAAGCAACGCUUGCUGAUAUCGGUAAUAAUUCACUGGAGAGGAAUGUAUCAUGUUGGCGGCAACAGCCAUUUUGCAACUUCUUAAUGGCGUGUCUGGUAAUAGCUUUUGUACUUCCAUGGUUUUUUCGUGUGAAUAUGUUCUAGCAAAGGGAUGUGAAUGAAAUCUCAAGGUUCCUCUGCCGCAUUAUGUUUCAAGGCUGUAUGUGUAUCGUGCAUCGUGUGGAGUAUUGUGACAUGUUGCUUUUAAUCGGAUUGUUUCCGGUCUUCCAUUCACUUGUAAAACAAACUCUUGUGGUUUCUGCGUACACGCCCUGAAGACUGGAGGUCUCACGCUACGAGAGUUGCCGUCUUGGCAACUAGUGGAGUGCAGUUAUUUGCUGCUUUCUUGCAGUAUGACCGGUGAUGUUCUUAGAUUGUUUUUGUGGGAUUUGGCGUAGAUUUUCGCAGCUGUAGCUCGAAUAUGAAAACGAAAAGCUAGGACGUGAAAUACAAAGGGAAAAAAUUGUCGUUCUUUGUUUGUUGUAGAAUCGAUUUGUUAAAGUGAUUGAAUUGAAUAGACAUGUUUCCAUGAA